This is a messenger RNA of Juglans microcarpa x Juglans regia, 1130 nucleotides long. RefSeq lists its product as uncharacterized. The coding region runs from base 355 to 822 and encodes 155 amino acids. NCBI's taxonomy places the organism in Eukaryota, Viridiplantae, Streptophyta, Magnoliopsida, Fagales, Juglandaceae. The transcript has 4 exons. The record is from RefSeq and is a predicted model, not a curated record.
CAAAGUGGAAAUUACAGAGGGAUCAGACCGAAUAACCGCUGCGACGGGAGCUCAAAGUUGGAACACGAAAAUAAAGCUCAUAAUAGUAUUCAUUAAAGAAAAGAAAGACGGAGAAAAAAGAAGAAAAAAAACAUCGACAAUCAAACGGGAAAGAGAAGAGGACAAGGAGGAAGGGGAAGAGCAGUUGAUCUACGCUGGUGCAAUGAAUAAUCCGAUGGUAUUAAAGGUGGGAUUGGUGGUGGUGGGGCUGUGCAUUGGGGGUUACAUACUUGGGCCACCCCUCUACUGGCACUUCAUGGAGGGCUUGGCCGCUGUCAGCCACUCCUCCUCCUCUUAUUCCUGUCCUCCCUGCCAAUGCGACUGUUCCUCUCAGCCACUACUCUCCAUUCCCCAAGCUCAUCUUUGGAUAUGAGGGAAUUGAGCAACCCCUCAGUUGGGCCACGUAUCCUAGGAUUGAGCAAUACUUCCUUUGCAGAUUGUGUAAAGCAUGACCCAGAGGUGAGUGAAGACACGGAAAAGAAUUUUGCAGAGCUAUUGACGGAGGAGCUGAAGCUGCAGGAAGCUGAGGCUUUGGAAAAUCAGCAGCGUGCUGACAUGGCUCUGCUCGAGGCAAAGAAGAUUACAUCCCAGUAUCAAAAGGAAGCAGAUAAGUGUAGUUCCGGCAUGGAAACAUGCGAGGAAGCGAGGGAGAAAUCUGAAUUAACAUUAGUGGCCCAAAAGAAACUGACAGCUAUGUGGGAGCUGAGAGCUCGUCAGAGAGGAUGGAAAGAAGAUAUUGCCAACUCUCGUACCCAAAAUCAGAGAAAUGUCCAGACUGUGUAAAGACUGAUCGUAACCUCAUAAGGCACAAUCUAAGGCAACUGUCAUUCAAGGGGAGGUCUCGGCUGGUGGUGAUGAAUUUUCAACAGGCCUUGCCUCAAAGAGGCUCAUGAAUUUGUUCGUCAUAUCCUAAGCUAUCUAAAUCAGUGUAUAAUCAUUAAUAGCAAAGUAUAGGAAUCUCGUUGUUAUGGACUCUGGAGUCCGCCUAUCUGUGGAUUUUUUUCCCACCUCAAAUUUAGUCAAUGUUCAACUUGUAAGACUCACAAAGUGGUAGAUCAGUGGCUAUUCUUAUUUCCAUGCAAAACAAGAAA